Molecule: messenger RNA, 180 nt
Organism: Phytophthora nicotianae INRA-310
Lineage: Eukaryota; Oomycota; Peronosporomycetes; Peronosporales; Peronosporaceae
Exons: 1
Source: RefSeq, a predicted model, not a curated record
AUGUUGUUACUGCCGCUCUGGAAGUUUGCUGCCAAGAAAUACGUUGGACGAACGAUGCGCGAGCUGGAAGAUUAUAUACCCCAGAUUGUCGGGUUUAAUGUGGAUUACUUCAGCACACUCUUUGUCUCCGUGUGCAUGUUCAGUUCUGGAUCUGUUCUGAUGACGGUGUUGGCUAUCGUG